CUCAAAAUAAUUUUGAGUAUUCGCAUUCAGUUGUUAAAUAGUUUUCGACCCUAGCGAACGUCUGCGUGCGUUUUACGUGCUUAGAUUUAUAUAUAUUAUAUAUAUAAUAUAUAAUUCAUAUAAUUUUUUAUUUAUGUAGAAUAUAUAUUGCGAAAUUGAAGUUGAAAAAAAUGCAAGCAAAUUCUAUUUGGAAAUGUUUGCUGCUGUCUUCGCUGAUUGCUGGAAGCAGCCCAGUGGGCGCUCUCAACAUCUUGGGUCUCUUCAUCCAUCCGGCCAUCAGCCAUUUUCAGUUCUUUCAGCCACUUUUGCGCCGGUUGGCCGAGAUCGGUCACAACGUGGAUGUCGUCAGCCCAUUUCGCGAUGCACAGCCCCCAAAGGGCUAUACGGACUAUACCCUGCCCAGCGUCAAUUUGAGCAAUCAGCUAGGUUUCGAUAUGUUUGAAGAUAUUCCUAUGCCAUCUCUAUUGCCCUUCGGCGAGUUCUUCAUUCUGUACGCCUAUGGCAGGGAUGCGUGCAAUGCAACGCUUCAUAGCGAGGCACUAGCCCAGGUGCUCCAACAUCCGGCUGGCUAUUAUGACGUCAUCAUCAUGGAACAAUUUAAUACGGAUUGCAUGAUGGGCGUGGCUUAUCAGCUGCAGACGCCCGUCAUCGCCAUGAGCAGUUGCGCCCUAAUGCCGUGGCAUUACGAACGCAUGGGCACUCCGAUAAAACCAUCCUAUAUCUCGGCUCUGUUUCUGGGCCAGUCCGAGAAUAUGUCCUUCUCAGGUCGCCUUGGCAACUGGCUGACCACGCACACGCUCAAUUGGCUUUAUAGCUUGUUUAAUGUGCCCGCUGCUGAUGCGUUGCUGCGUGAGAGAUUUGGACCCGGCAUCCCGAGCACUGGCGAGCUGGUGAAGAACACCUCCCUGAUGCUUAUCAAUCAGCAUUUCUCCUUCAGCGGCGCCAAGCCUCUGCCACCGAACGUCAUUGAAGUGGGCGGACUGCAUCUAAGAGCAGCGAAGCCCUUGGACGCUGCACUGCAGCAGCUGCUGGACAGCGCUGAGCAUGGCGUUAUACUCAUCAGCUGGGGCUCCCAGCUAAGAGCCAACUCGCUGUCCAGCGCUAAGCGUGAGAGUCUCCUUCGCGCCUUGGCCCGUCUGCCGCAGCAGAUUAUCUGGAAGUGGGAGAACGACACGCUGCCCAAUCAACCAGCCAACGUGCACAUCAUGAAGUGGCUUCCCCAGCGCGAUAUCUUAGCGCAUCCCAAUUUGCGCGUAUUCUUCAGCCAUGGCGGCCUGAUGGGUCUCACGGAGGCCGUCGCCAGCGGCGUGCCUGUGGUGGGCAUGCCAGUCUAUGGUGAUCAGUACUUGAAUGUGGCGGCUCUUGUGCAACGCGGCAUGGCUGUGCGUGUGGACCUCAGGCAGUUCAGCGAACAGACCGUAUUUGACGCACUCACCCAGGCCCUGGAUCCUAGCUACAAGCAGCAGGCCAAAAAGGUUGCCGCUGCCUACAACGAACGUCCGCAAUUGGCGAUGGAUAACGCUCUCUGGUGGGUACACCAUGUGGCUGAGACACGCGGUGCUCCACUGCUGCGGUCCAGUGCUGCUAAGCUCAAUCGCUUUGUCUACUAUUCGCUGGAUGUCUAUGUGACAAUUGGGGCUGCUCUGUUAUUGCUCCUGGUCGUCGCUCUUAAAAUCUGGCGUAUAUGCUGCGGACGGAAGCGGCAACUGUCGAAAGCUAAGCGCAGUUAGUUAAAAGAAGAAAAAUCACUUAAUACUCUAUGAAGCUCAACGAACUAAGAAACCGUUAAUAUCUCA
Molecule: messenger RNA, 1796 nt
Organism: Drosophila mojavensis
Lineage: Eukaryota; Metazoa; Arthropoda; Insecta; Diptera; Drosophilidae
Product: UDP-glycosyltransferase UGT5-like
Exons: 3
Coding region: 171-1730 (519 amino acids)
Molecular function (GO): UDP-glycosyltransferase activity
Source: RefSeq, a predicted model, not a curated record